Messenger RNA from Lathyrus sativus (Indian pea), 651 nucleotides. The record is from the annotation of a GenBank genome assembly. Lineage: Eukaryota; Viridiplantae; Streptophyta; Magnoliopsida; Fabales; Fabaceae.
AUGGCAUACAAAAUAGAUAAUGAAUACGACUAUCUCUUCAAGAUAGUUUUAAUUGGGGACUCUGGUGUUGGAAAAUCUAACAUUCUUUAUCGUUUUACACGAAAUGAAUUUUGUUUGGAGUCUAAAUCUACCAUUGGAGUUGAAUUUGCAACAAGAACAUUGCAGGUAGAGGGAAAGACAAUAAAGGCACAGAUAUGGGACACUGCUGGUCAAGAAAGGUACAGAGCAAUAACAAGUGCUUAUUAUAGAGGCGCUGUUGGUGCGUUACUGGUUUACGAUAUAACGAAGAGACAAACAUUUGAGAAUGUAUUAAGAUGGCUUCGCGAACUAAGGGAUCAUGCAGAUUCGAACAUUGUUAUUAUGCUGGCCGGAAACAAAUCUGAUUUAAAACAUUUAAGAGCAGUUUUAACUGAAGAUGCUGAAAGUUUAGCAGAAAAAGAGGGUUUGUCCUUUCUAGAAACUUCUGCAUUGGAAGCACUUAAUGUUGAGAAAGCAUUUCAAACCAUUUUGUUUGAUAUAUAUCAUGUUAUAAGAAAAAAAGCACUUGCAGCACAAGAAGCUACUCCUACUACUGGUGUUCCUCAUGGAAAAACUAUAAAUGUUUCAAAUAUAUCUGAAAAUAGUGGCAAUAAAACUUGUUGCUCCAGUUAA